AUGUGCUCUUCAAGUACGCUGAUCCCGUUGAAUAUUGCCGUUGGGGGUCGCGUGCGCUACGAAUUUGCAGAUUGCGUCCUGGACACGGAAAGCUAUCAACUUCAACGGUUUGGAACGGCUGUUCCGGUUGAGCCGCAGGUGUUCGAGCUUCUUUCUCUGCUUGUUGAAAAUGCCGGCAAACUCGUUUCGAAAGACAAGAUCAUCGAGCGUGUCUGGGAUGGGAGGAUCGUGUCGGAGGCAACGAUCAGUGCCCGGAUCAAUGCCGCCAGGACCGCUGUCGGAGACAACGGCAAAUCCCAGGCUGUUAUCCGGACCGUGCAGCGCCGGGGACUUGAACUGGUCGCCCCGGUAGAGACUGAUUGCAACGAGACGUCGCCCGCCGGGACGGCGAAACGCAUGCAAACCAUUCAUUUCGUCCGAUCGGAGGACGGAACCUCGAUCGCCUACGCACGAUCAGGUGAUGGCAGUCCCGUGGUGAGGGCCGGACAUUUUCUCACACACCUGGAAAAGGACUGGUCGAGCCCGGUGUGGGGCCCUUACCUGAAGGAACUCAGUUCCCGCUACAGCCUCAUCCGUUACGACCAGCGAGGGACAGGGCUUUCCGAGGCAGAGCUCAAGGGCACAAGGAUCGAGGAUUACGUCGCCGAUCUCAAGGCGGUUGUAGACGCGGCGGGGCUGGAGACCUUUCCGCUGGUUGCUUCAUCGCAAGGCGUGCCCAUUUCUAUCGUUUUCGCGGCGGCCUAUCCCGAGCGGGUCAGCCGCCUUGUUCUUUAUGGCGGUUUCGCACAGGGCCGUGCACGGCGUGAUCAUCAAUAUGCAAACGACGAGGCCAAUGCGCUGAUGGCGCUGAUCCGGUCAGGCUGGGGGAAACCGGACAGCCCCUUCAUGGUGGCCUUCACGUCCGUCUUCUGCCCGGGGGCCUCGAAAGAGGAAAUGGACAACAUGGUCGAGAUUCAGCUCGCCUCGACCUCGGCGGAGAACGCUGCAACAAUCAGGGCGGCAUUCGAUCAGUUCGACGUUUCCGCCUGUUUACCGCAGGUGAGGGUGCCAACUCUGAUCAUUCACGCAAAUGCCGACGCAGUUCAUCCCGUUACACAAGGACGAUGGCUGGCCUCGGAGAUUCCAGGCGCCGAGUUUCUUCAGGUCGAGAGCAACAACCACGUCUAUCUGCCUUCGGAUCCGGCGUGGCGGCAAAUCGUCGACGCGCAGUUGGAGUUUCUGUCGAGGGAGCCGGGCAGGUAG
Molecule: messenger RNA, 1242 nt
Organism: Effrenium voratum
Lineage: Eukaryota; Dinophyceae; Suessiales; Symbiodiniaceae
Source: the annotation of a GenBank genome assembly